AUGGAUGCAAGGAUACACCAGUUAGAACAGGAGAAUCGGGAACUCCAUGAAACUUUAACAGCCUUGCAGUCAAAUAACAAAAAGCAUUGUAGCACUUGUACUCAAACUGAUGUAUAUGUUGAACAUUUCAAUGUUGAAUCUGUGUCUAAUUCUAAAAUCAAAAACCUGUUCCAGUACUACACAGGAAUAACAUAUUUGCGAUUUUUGAUGUUGAUUUCAUUUUUGUUCCCAAAUGGAACUCUCUCAAAUGUGAACCCUGUUACUUAUGACUCUAAUAGAGAAGAGGUUAAGAGACUGCCUGUUGAUCAGCAAGUGUUUUUGUUUUUAUGUAGAAUAAGAAAUGGACUUCAAGUAAAAGAUCUGGCUUGUAGAUUUAAUAUAAAGAUUCAAAGAGUAUCAACAAUUCUUAAAGGUAUCUCCAAGUAUAUGUAUUUACGUCUUGGAUCACUUAGUUACUGGCCACAUAGAAGUGUAUUUAUUCAAAACAUGCCUUCUGUAUAUAAGGAAGAGUUUCCUAAUUGUGUUGCUAUUAUUGAUUGUACUGAAAUUAAGAUUCAAAAGCCAUCAUCAUUGUUAUGCCAAAGUCAAUGUUACAGUGAAUAUAAAUCAGCAAACACUUUAAAAUCUCUUGUAGUGUGUGAUCCAAGAGGGUCAAUCUUAUUUGUGUCAGAUUUAUACUGUGGAUCUAUUUCAGACAACGAUAUUUGUGUCAAAAGUGGAUUUUAUGAGUAUCUAGAAUCUCUGAAGCAGCGAGGAUAUUUACAUCCAGGAGACUCUAUAAUGGCAGACAAAGGUUUCCGAAUCGAGGACAAACUAGCUGAAAUGGGACUUAAGCUAAAUAUUCCUCCAUUUGCGACUAGUGCCCAUUCGAUGAGUGCAGCUAAUGUGACUCUAACAAGGAAGAUUGCAGCUCACAGGAUACAUGUGGAGAGGGCAAUUAACCAAAUUAAAUGUUUCAAACUUUUCAGUAGAAAAAUCCCUGUCAGUCUAUUGCACACUAUUAAUGAAUAUUGGGUUUGUGCUUCUCUUCUUACAAACUUUCAAGAUCCUCUUGUGAAACAGCCAUAGCAAGUAUCUGUAUGUAUUGUUAAUUUGAAAGUUGUGCUUUUGAAACUGGCUGAUGUAUAUCAGGCUUUGUAAGGGUAUCAGUGUACUGUG
Magallana angulata is the source of this 1158-nucleotide messenger RNA. RefSeq lists its product as uncharacterized. Lineage: Eukaryota; Metazoa; Mollusca; Bivalvia; Ostreida; Ostreidae. The transcript has a single exon. Bases 1 to 1068 code for a protein of 355 amino acids. The record is from RefSeq and is a predicted model, not a curated record.